This is a messenger RNA of Suncus etruscus (white-toothed pygmy shrew), 704 nucleotides long. RefSeq names its product dynein axonemal assembly factor 6 (gene DNAAF6). Gene Ontology annotation, molecular function: protein-folding chaperone binding; dynein intermediate chain binding. NCBI's taxonomy places the organism in Eukaryota, Metazoa, Chordata, Mammalia, Eulipotyphla, Soricidae. Bases 4 to 651 code for a protein of 215 amino acids. The record is from RefSeq and is a predicted model, not a curated record. Gene Ontology annotation, cellular component: cytoplasm. The transcript has 6 exons. Gene Ontology annotation, biological process: axonemal dynein complex assembly; flagellated sperm motility.
AAUAUGGAAUCUGGUCGUAUAGAAAUGGAUAACAUAGAAGUGGAAAAUAAUGAAUUGGAAAGCAUGGAAUCUGAAACCAUCGCAACAGUUUCUGCACUACAGGCUCUCUCUAAUUUGUUAUAUUCAGAAGACCAGAAAGAGGACUUCUAUUCUGAACAGACACUUUGUUCCACUUCGUCAGGAAAUAUGAAUCCAGGAAAUAUUGGAACACACCUAACUGAAAAAAUCAAAGUUUUCUCUGAAAACAAUGAUGAUACUGCUGAGAAUAUAUGGAACACAGAAGAAAUUCCAGAAAAAGCAGAAUUUGAUGAUCAGUGGGAUGGCAGAGAACUUCCUGAGUAUGAGUUUGUAUUUAAGCAACAGGUGGGAACUGAGGACCUGUUCCUUGGAUUUACCAGGAAGGAUUCCUCAACAGCUUGUUGUGAAAAUCUCGUGGUAAAAAUUAAACUUCCAAACACAAACCCUUCAGAUAUUGAGAUUGAUAUUCAGGAAAUGUACCUUGAUCUUCGUACUCCUAAUAAGAAGGUAUUGGUACCACUUCCUCAUCCUGUGGAAAGUAAUAGUGCAAAAGCAGCCUUCUUUCUUGAAGAUGAGACUCUCGAAGUCACCAUGACUAUGAAAAGAGAGUUAGAUUUUUUGAAUUUCUUCUGAAAGUGCCUGGAUAAGGCUAAAAGUUGUAAAAAAAAAAAAGACACUAAUAAAAA